GCCACAGCAACGUCAACGGCAUAUCGCCCGCAAAGCGUCCACUGAGCGGGAUGGCUGCAUACUCUUUGUACGUGUAUCGGGUUUAAAAAUCAAAAUGUGCAUAUCACCAAUAAGUGUAAAGGUUACAUCUUUUCAGCACUGCCGAGUGAGCUUGUGAUUUGGUGACCGAGUGUAGUAAAUAGUGAGAAGAACAAUCUCCUUUAGAUAAUAUUUGUGUGCAUGUAGAGCAAAGCACUUGUUCGUAACUACUGACCCAUAUAUAUGGUAGCUCAUAUGCACCGCAGUUAAAGGACGUGCUCUGGAUAUUCUCUAAUAUUAUUAAUGUGUAUGCGUUUAAAACGGAAGUGCAUUGAUUAUGAAAAUCUCUAACUAAGGAUUAAUAUUAGUAAAAAGUUCUUGGUCAAUAUUAUAUAACUAACCAAAUAAAGUCUGACAACAUACAUAUAUGAAAUGUUCAUAAAUUACAACGAAGUUAAGACAGGUCAAGUUCAAGGCAACUCAAAGAAAGAAUGUAUCGCGAUUUCAUAUUUGCGCUUAAAUGCAUACUCGAAAUUUAGCUGCUUCAUGCAAUGGAAUCUAAACUAAUUUGGAUAAUAGCAAUAUUUUAUUCAACUCUUCAACAUAUCAGUUCCGCUUCAUCACCCUUGAAACGACCUCGAGCAGGAGAUCCCUUUGACACAUUUCCAAAAAAUUUUUGGCAAGAAUUCUCCUCCCCAUUUACGGACACACCCGAAGAUGAGGAGGCUGAAAUAACGGAAACCACAACUCACGAACCGUUUCCUUUCUUUGCUGAUCCAUAUACAACUGUAAACGUCAGUACGCAAUUAAGUUCGAAUGUAUAUCUACAUUGUAGAGUCAACGACUUACAAGGAAAAACGGUGUCGUGGAUGCGUCGCAAAGGUGAUGAGUUGGCCCUGAUCACAUUCGGUCUUCACACGUACAGUGGUGACGCAAGGUAUUCCUUGGAGUUCGAAGAACCAAAUGACUGGAAGCUUUCAAUACAAUAUGCAAAUGAACAUGACGAAGGACCGUACGAGUGUCAAGUCUCUUCACAUCCGCCUUUAGUAUUGUUAGUAUAUUUAACUGUAAUUGUUCCUCAUGUGGAAAUACUCGAUGAACGAGAUUCAGCCACUCCUGAGAAGUAUUAUAAAGCUGGAAGUACCAUUGAACUAAAAUGUGUAAUUUCGAAAAUACCGCAGCCGUCAUCGUACAUCACUUGGCAGCAUGGUAAACGAAUGCUGAACUAUGACACCAGUCGGGGAGGAAUCAGCGUCAAGACUGACAUGCUUCCUGGAAGGGCAUUGAGUCGUCUUUAUAUUGCUAACGCAAAUCGACAGGACACUGGAAAUUAUACUUGCAUGCUUGGCAACGAUAUUUCAGGCACCGUCAUGGUUCACGUCCUAAAUGGCGAAGAGCCAGCCGCAAUGCAACAUGCAUCAGGAGCUAAGUUGUGCUCUCCGAUUUCGAUUGUGAUAGUUACAAUGAUGGCAUCAAAGAUUUGUCUACGAUGA
Molecule: messenger RNA, 1511 nt
Organism: Bactrocera latifrons
Lineage: Eukaryota; Metazoa; Arthropoda; Insecta; Diptera; Tephritidae
Gene: dpr14
Product: peroxidasin
Exons: 7
Coding region: 570-1511 (313 amino acids)
Biological process (GO): synapse organization
Cellular component (GO): neuron projection membrane
Source: RefSeq, a predicted model, not a curated record